AUGUCGUGUUUCGAGCAAAAGUACAAUUGCCAUUUGGUUCAGCCAAGGGAGUUAAAUGAAUCGUCUAUUCCACCAGCUCGAGAAGUCAUUGGAGCGGUGCGUAAUGGUAGCGUAGAAUUUGCUUUAGCUGCUUCCCUACCAUCCUUGCCUAUAACAGGAUUUAUGUAUCCCUUUGAGCUGUUGAGCUGGUGCCUGAUGAUGCCAGUUCCGGCGCAGGUGCCUCAAAGUGAACUCUAUGCCAAAGUAUUCAAUCUUUCCGCUUUUCUAUUAACCCUCGCCGCCAUGAUAGUCAUUUCAAUGACCCUUUCUGUGGCUCUGCGUCUUCAUGGCUUUCGCGUUCAUUUGGCACAGUUUCUUUUGCACGAUGCCUGUUUCAGAGGAGUCCUUGGACAGACUUUCAGUGAGCCAUUUAGACCUCCGAUCUUAGUGCGGGCCAUUUAUCUGCAAAUCUGUGUACUGGGCAUACUGAUCACAUCUUGGUACAAUUCAUAUUACUCCACCUAUGUGACAAGUCCACCACGACUUCCGCCGUUCACCAGCUAUGAGAGCAUUCUUAAUUCCAAGACAAAAGUUGUCGUCUGGACACCGGAAUAUCAAGUGCUCCUUCAAUACACUGAGACAAUUGUUAAGUAUUCUUCAAUUUUCAAAUUCAUAUCGAACUACGAAGUAUUUCUACAACUGCGGGACUCUUUCAAUACUGAAUACGGCUAUAUGAUGCCCCUGGAGAAAUGGAAUCUCAUUACGGAACAACAGAAGGUGUUCAGUUCACCGCUUUUCACCUUGCAGGAGAAUCUUUGCUUCUAUCACACCAUUCCCAUUGCAUUUCCCAUUAUCGAUAAUAGUGUCUUUCGAGAGCCAUUCGAACGUUUGAUAUCGGAGAUUACGGCCAUGGGACUAUUGGAACAUUGGAAGCGCAUGGCCUUUACAGAGAUGAUUGAGGCAGGCAAAUUGAGUCUUUUGGACUUGGGUAAACCAAAAGUAUUUCGUCCCAUGCAACUACAGGAUUUGGAGUACGUUUGGUUCGUUGGUGGAUCAAUGUUUACUUUGGCUUUCGUAGUGCUUUUAUUGGAAUUGAUUUGGCAAUUUAUUCGAAACAUAAUUGAACGAAAAUCAAAUAAGAAUGUUUAA
Messenger RNA from Drosophila willistoni, 1128 nucleotides. RefSeq lists its product as uncharacterized. The coding region runs from base 1 to 1128 and encodes 375 amino acids. The transcript has a single exon. The record is from RefSeq and is a predicted model, not a curated record. Lineage: Eukaryota; Metazoa; Arthropoda; Insecta; Diptera; Drosophilidae.